UGUGUCCGCCGAGUGGACCCGGAGUAGAACCUACUGAAAACUGAGACCCGACACACACACGCGCGCGCACACACACACACACAAACACACACACAUACCUCUUGACCAUGACGGACACUGCAGCCGAAGAAGACAAGGACCCCGAUAUUGAGCUAUUUGUCAAGGCAGGGAGCGAUGGCGAGAGCAUUGGGAAUUGCCCCUUCUCCCAGCGGAUCUUCAUGAUCCUCUGGCUGAAGGGCGUCGUCUUCAACGUGACCACCGUCGACCUAAAGAGGAAACCGGCCGACCUCCAUAACCUGGCGCCGGGGACCCACCCGCCCUUCCUCACCUUCCAGGGGGAGGUGCUCACCGACGUCAACAAGAUUGAGGAGUUCCUGGAGGCCAUGUUGGCUCCGCCCAAGUAUCCCAGGCUCGCCGCCAAGAACCGCAAGUCCAACACAGCCGGCAACGACAUCUUCGCCAAGUUCUCGGCGUACGUCAAGAACACCAGGGCGGAUAAGAACCGAUCGCUGGAGAAGAGUCUGAACAAGGCUCUGGCUGAGCUGGAUGAGUACCUGAUGAAGCCCAUGGAGGACGAGGACCAGGGGCGCCACGGGGUGGAGUCCACCCGCCGGUACCUGGAUGGGGACGAGCUGACGCUGGCCGACUGCAACCUCCUGCCCAAGCUUCAUGUGGUAAAGGUGGUGGCGAAGAAAUACAGAAACUACGACAUCCCGUCGGAAUUCCGGGGCGUGUGGCGUUACCUGAGGAACGCCUACGAGCGCGACGAGUUCAUCAACACGUCCGCGUCCAACGAGGAGAUCGAGCUGGCCUACAAGGACGUGGCCAAGCGGCUGGGGAAGUGAACAAUGAAGCUUCAUGAACCACUGUCUUUAUUUUCUGAAGCCACUAGAUGGUGCUAUCUGUCCAAGAAAUGUUUGACAGCUUACUUCAUUGUCUGCCCCUCCCUCUGUCUGAGAACCAAUGGUACCACCUAGUGGCAUCAGAAAUUAAACUCAGUGGUUCAUGAAGCUUCAUGAGGCUUCAUAAAGCUUCAUGAAUUUUCAAGAACCACUGACUUUAUUUUCUGAAGCCACUAGAUGGGGCUCUUUGUUCAAGAAACGUUUGAGAGCUCACUUCAAUGCCAGUCCUCCAACCUCUAUCUUAGAACCAAGUGUGCCAUCUAGUGGCUUCAAAAAUUAAGCUCAGUGGUUCGUGAAGCUUCAUGAGGCUUCAUGAACCACUGUCUGUAUUUUCUGAAGCCACUAGAUGGUGCUAUUUGUUCAACAUUUGAGAGUUCACUUCAUUGUCAGUCCCUCAGACUCUAUCUGAGAACCAAGAGUGCCAUCUAGUGGCUUCAAAAAUUAAACUCAGUGGUUCAUGAAGCCUCAUACGUUCAUCACUAGUGGACGCACUGUACUGCCUUCAUUUUUCUCAACUGAUCUCAUAAGUGCUCGCUCCUGACAUUUGGAUUGUAAUUUAUUCUUCCCAAAAAAAUGUAUUUAUUGAAGGAAAACGUUUUAAAAAAGCUGUUUAGUGUCUAACCUGGAGGUUUUUGCAGGGCUCAAUUGUCUCAUCUGCCCCUGUUUUUGCUUGAUUUGCUGGAAAAUACUGCGGUUUUUUUGUGUGUACAGCCAAAGUUUCCUCCCACAGCUUUGUCAAUUUCUUUCUGUAAACAUUUAAAUCGAUUUGCUAAAUCCUGUGGAUGAGACAGCCUUUUUUCACUGCAAUAUUUAGGGAAAUGCAGCUUCUGCUUUAGGGAAGUGGUUUUAAUCAAACGUCUGAACAGUCAAUUCUAUAGAUG
Messenger RNA from Salarias fasciatus (jewelled blenny), 1783 nucleotides. RefSeq names its product chloride intracellular channel protein 5-like. The transcript is spliced from 6 exons. The coding region runs from base 108 to 845 and encodes 245 amino acids. Lineage: Eukaryota; Metazoa; Chordata; Actinopteri; Blenniiformes; Blenniidae. The record is from RefSeq and is a predicted model, not a curated record.